Messenger RNA from Orycteropus afer afer, 1086 nucleotides. RefSeq names its product homeodomain-interacting protein kinase 2-like. NCBI's taxonomy places the organism in Eukaryota, Metazoa, Chordata, Mammalia, Tubulidentata, Orycteropodidae. The record is from RefSeq and is a predicted model, not a curated record. Gene Ontology annotation, molecular function: ATP binding; protein serine/threonine kinase activity; SMAD binding. The transcript has a single exon. Gene Ontology annotation, cellular component: nucleus; PML body; cytoplasm. The coding region runs from base 1 to 1086 and encodes 361 amino acids. Gene Ontology annotation, biological process: positive regulation of transcription by RNA polymerase II; peptidyl-serine phosphorylation; intrinsic apoptotic signaling pathway in response to DNA damage by p53 class mediator.
AUGGCCUCACAUGUACACGUCUUCUCCCCUCCCACCCUUCAAUCAAGUGCCUUCUGUAGCGUGAAGAAACCGAAAGUCGAGCCUAGUUCCAGCUGGGACAUGACUGGGUACGGUCCCCACGGCAAAGUCUACAGCCAGAGCAAGAACGCCCCACCGUCGCAGCCAGCCACCGCAGCCGUCAGCACCUCCUUGCCCCUCCCAAACCGGAGCCUACCUUACGAGCAGACCGUCAUCUUUCCAGGCAGCACUGGGCACAUCGUCGUAACGUCCGCAAACAGCACCUCUGUCACUGGGCAGGUCCUCGGGGGACCACACAACCUCAUGCGUCGAAGCACUGUGAACCUUCUCGACACCUACCAGAGGUGCGGGCUCAAGCGGAAGAGCGAGGAAAUCGAGAACACGAGCAGCGUGCAGAUCAUCGAGGAACACCCGCCCAUGGUGCAGAACAACACCAGCGGGGCCACCAUCGCCACUGCCACCACCUCAACUGCCACCUCCAAGAACAGCGGCUCCAACAGCGAGGGCGAUUACCAGCUGGUCCAGCAUGAGCUGCUGUGUUCCAUGACCAACACGUACGAGGUCCUCGAGUUCCUGGGCCGGGGCACCUUCGGGCAGGUGGUCAAGUGCUGGAAGCGGGGCACCAACGAGAUCGUGGCCAUCAAGAUCCUGAAGAACCAUCCGUCCUACGCCCGGCAGGGCCAGAUCGAGGUGAGCAUCCUGGCCCGUCUGAGCACAGAGAGCGCGGACGACUACAACUUCGUCCGCGCCUACGAGUGCUUCCAGCACAAGAACCACACGUGCUUGAUCUUCAAAAUACUGGAGCAGAACCUCUACGACUUCCUCAAGCAGAACAAGUUCAGCCCCUUGCCCCUCAAGUACAUCCGCCCCGUCCUCCAGCAGGUGGCCACGGCCCUCAUGAAGCUCAAGAGCCUGGGCCUCAUCCAUGCCGACCUCAAGCCUGAGAACAUCAUGCUGGUGGACCCGUCCAGACAGCCCUACAGGGUCAAGGUCAUCGACUUCGGUUCUGCCAGCCACGUGUCCAAGGCCGUGUGCUCCACCUACCUGCAGUCCAGAUACUACAGGUAA